Messenger RNA from Triticum dicoccoides, 1405 nucleotides. RefSeq lists its product as uncharacterized. The transcript has a single exon. Lineage: Eukaryota; Viridiplantae; Streptophyta; Magnoliopsida; Poales; Poaceae. The record is from RefSeq and is a predicted model, not a curated record. Bases 290 to 892 code for a protein of 200 amino acids.
CCUGCAUAUAAUUCUGUUCCUCGCUCGCUUGCUUCUCCUUUACUUAUUUAGCUACUCGUCCUUCUCCUCUUCAUCAUCACCUCCACGACGCCUGCCUCCUCCGUUCCUCCUCGUCCUUCACGCUACUACUACAAAAGACCAGGCACAAGCAAGCAAGCACAGUCACAUCACACCACUGGAUAGCUCCCCAGCUCAGGCAAUCUGAUCUCUCGCAUAAACUAUUUCUUGGAUCCCUUGAGAGAGGAUCUAGAGCAGCAGCAGUGGGAUCUCCGCGCGCGCACCAGUUUCCAUGGGCCUCGACGUCGCGGAAAUCUCUGAAUUGGCGGCGCUCCGGCCGAUCCAGACGGCCGUGAGCGGCGCCCGGGCCACCCAAGUGCCGGGGGCGGACGAUGACCCUGCUGACACCGGCUGCGUCACACCGAGGGCGAGCGGCGCGCGACCAGCCGCUGCAGGAGGAGCGGACGACGACGACGCUGCCGCGAACACCGGCUGCGUCACACCCAAGGCAAUCGGCUCCAUGGGCAUGUUGCCCAUCGCGCCACUGCAGCAAGACGACGGCGUCGUCGUGGGCUUCACCACGCCGCAGGCCAGGGGUGGAGUAAUUGGGCCGCUAGACGGCUGCGGAGCGGGGGCCACUGCCGGCGACGAGGGCAGCUUCACCACUCCCACGACGGCCGACAGCGCGCUGGUGCCGGCCACCGUGUGCCCGCCGGCACCGCACAAGUCGGCGCCGGCUCCGACGAGGAAGCGGGCGCCGCUGCAGCAGCGGCUCUUCUUCUACCCUGUGCCGAGCGACCUGACCACCGUGUUUGUCGCCGUGCCGCAGUGCCCGCCGCCUGCCAAGAAGAUGCGGGCGCACGUGGCGGAGUCAUCCGUGCCUCUAGGCACAUGAAAGUGUGCGAGACACACGUACAUUCCUUCACUGUCUUGUAAAUGCAGUUUAGCACUUCACAUGCAUGGUGCGGAAUGCUGCAAACUGGUACCUACAAACCAAGUCAUCAGUGGCCUAUUGUAGUUGUACAUAAUUUAGAAAUGCAACAAUGUAGGAGUUCGACAUGAAUGUUCACCGCAACAAAGUGAAGCACUGAUGGUGUUAAAGCAGACUGGUUCAAUCAGCAGCAGCAGUAGUCGUCGUUGUUGUUGUAUGAGUCCUCUGUCAAUCACAUUUUUCUGGCGACAAAGGUUUCUGCUAGGAUUGAAGGAAGAACUGCGAGCAGCAGAUAGCAACUACCGUUAAUGUUGCAGCCACAUAUGCUGAAGUAUAGGAGAACAAUUUGAGUCAUGCGAGACCUAGCAAACCAGUCUUAAGCAAAAACAGUUUUCAGAAACAGUCUUGCUAAGUCUCAGUCAACUGAGACUUCGUUAAGCCUCGGUCGAUGCUAUAUCCGUGAGAUCUUACAUUAAG